AUGGUGUAUCCAGGGAGAAAAAGCUCAGGCUGUUUACUAUGUAGAGAGCGAAAGAUUAAGUGUGACGAGAGGCAGCCAGGUUGUCGUCGCUGCGAAACGUACCGUACCCCCUGUCCUGGCUACAAAAGACCACUGGAGGUGCGCCCCUACUUCGCCCCGGGCAAUGCGAUACAUGUCGAGGGAUCGGAACCCACAGCUUUGCGUAUGCAAUCAAUUGCAGAUGUGAUCGGGAACUCACCAUUAAGUCCAUCAUCGACUGGAAAACUAAAUUUCCUGCAAGAUGAGAGUUUGAUGAACUAUUUUCUUACGCAGUACAGUGUUCCUUGUCGCCCGGGUAUUUACUCGGGUCACCUAGAAUUCCUCCCUGACCUCCUUGCAUCGUCAUCCCCGACCUCCCCGCUGUGGCCAGCCACAUGUGCUUUAGCCAAUCUAGUUCUUUCUCGGCGUUACAAAUCACCAGACCUCUACGAAAGGGCGCGCAAGUCUUAUGGCUGUGCCCUCUGGUCUUUGAAUGAUAAUCUUUCUCAAGUCCCCGACACGUGGCAAGAUGACACCGUCGCAGCUAUCAUGUUGCUGCAUCAAAUUGAGGUAUCUCGCCAGCAGCUACAUAAACUCUACUUACACUAA
Molecule: messenger RNA, 627 nt
Organism: Fusarium mangiferae
Lineage: Eukaryota; Fungi; Ascomycota; Sordariomycetes; Hypocreales; Nectriaceae
Exons: 2
Coding region: 1-627 (208 amino acids)
Biological process (GO): regulation of DNA-templated transcription
Molecular function (GO): DNA-binding transcription factor activity, RNA polymerase II-specific; zinc ion binding
Source: RefSeq, a predicted model, not a curated record